CGGACCUUCAAUUUCACUGGCAAAAAAAGUCUAUUCGAAAUUCAAGAUACGUCGUCGAUGACCACCGUUCGCGCCUUCACAGCCAUCGCAAUUGCCCAAUUCCCUCUGCCCAGAUAUCAAAAGAACAUAGAGAAAAAAGGCAGAUAGAGCAAUGACUUUUCUCUGUCUCCGAGCAACCCGCUCAAUACCAAUCAAAUGCCAAACCCAGCGCCAACUCCUCAACCGGAGUCUACCCAGACUCAUGCUCACGACACCGUCGCGCCGAGGAUUUAGCUCGUCGAGGCCAGCUAGCGUGGACGCGAUGCAGGUAUUCAACAGGGAGGUCAAGCGGAAACAGCGGGACCGGGCGGCUAUGAAUGCGGAGAACAGUCGGACGGUGGAUUAUUUGCGGAACGAGAUUGCUAAUCGGUUGAUUGAACGGAUGCUGUUGAUUGCGCGACGCCAUGAGGUAAUGGUAGACAUCGGCGCCGGCGCGGGAAGCGUCGAGCAAGCCAUCGUCGGGCCGCGCGAGGAUCCGAAGGACGACGGCGUGAUGCAGUCGCGAAUCGGGAGGAUAAUCAUGACCGAGAUGGCGAGCAAAUUGCUCUACCGAGACGCAGAUCCGGAGGCUUUCCCGUUCAACAAGCAGCUAGACAUCACGCGCCUGACUCUCGACGAGGAAAACCUGUUCACGCCCGAGCUUUUGCAGGCGAUCAAAAACACGCCGGGCAAGUUGGAGCCGUAUAGCGAUUACUUGUUUGAGAACUCUGUGAAUACGGUGGUGAGCAAUCUGUCGGUUCAUUGGGUGAAUGAUCUCCCCGGCUUGCUGCAGAGGAUAAAGUACAUGCUGGUGCCGGAUGGGAUGUUUAUCGCGAGUAUGAUGGGCGGAGACUCGUUGUUUGAACUGCGGACGUCGCUGCAGAUUGCGGAAAUGGACGUGUACAAUCGUGUUGCGCCGCGAUUGUCUCCAUUAGCAGACGUGCGCGACAUGGGCAACCUUCUCCAACAAGCUGGCUUCAAUCUGAUCACGAUCGACGUCGACGACGUGAUUGUUUCGUUCCCAGACAUGAUGUCGCUGAUGAAGGAUCUACGGGAUAUGGGCGAAAGCAACGCGGUCCUGAAUCGCCCGCAUUAUCUGCCGCGCGAUCUGAUUAAGGCGGCCGAGAAGGUGUAUAAGGAGAUGCAUGCGAACGAGGAUGGCUCGCUUCCUGCUACGUUUAGAAUUAUUUACAUGAUUGGAUGGAAACCGAGCGACAACCAGCCCAAACCGCUAGAGCGCGGCACGGCUGACGUCAGUUUCAAAGAUAUCCUGUAGAUCGUACAUAACUAGUUACCUCUUGUAUAUAAAAUAUAGACAAUUUGUAAAUAUCCCUACAGAAUUGUAAAAUAGCCUUGUAGAUGAUGAUGGGAGCG
Molecule: messenger RNA, 1392 nt
Organism: Myxozyma melibiosi
Lineage: Eukaryota; Fungi; Ascomycota; Lipomycetes; Lipomycetales; Lipomycetaceae
Exons: 4
Coding region: 152-1294 (380 amino acids)
Biological process (GO): mitochondrial respiratory chain complex I assembly
Cellular component (GO): mitochondrion
Source: RefSeq, a predicted model, not a curated record